CCCGCGGACAACGUCCUUCGAUAGAAUUCAGCGACCUCUCGGUAUCGUUAGAGAAUAAUAAACGCGCGUACCCAUUGUUCUCGACACGAUUCGCGAAGGCCUCGUACGUACGUUUUCCAAUAUCGUUCAGCUCGUCGCGCUCGUUUUCCUUGACACACCUCGGGAAGACGAGCCCACGCGUCCUCAUACACGCCAUUCCAAGGAUCGCCUCUGCGAAAUAAUCAGUGGAAGAAUAAAAUUCGCAAGGAGAAGGAGAGGAGAGAAAAUCGGGGAAGUUCGCCGGGGAAGAGAAAGCGGAGAGGAAAAUAAACUAAAAGAGAUCUAAAGAGAGAGAAAGAAAGGACAAUGGAGGACGAUGUGUGUCAGUGAAGAAGCCCUCGCAGCCAGCUGACAAUUAUAUCAAAGACGAGAGACGACGAGAAACAUUGGAGAAAAGAGGAGGAGGAGGAGGAGGAGGAAGGAGCGCGUUCUCUCCGUUCUCCAGGUGGCCAAGCGUGGUGCGUGUACACCGUUUGUUACACGGUUUGUCGUACACGUUGAGCAGAGCACGUGGCGGCAAGAGCGAGACGCAAAAUGGACCAAGUAUCCAGGAAGUGGGGACCUGGAUUAAAAGCGAACGAGGGCAACGUCUCGGCGACAGAGCCAUCUCGGACCUUGAACGUGGUGGAAGUGGACGGUACCGGCCCCGUUCACCACUCCUCGUCACGUUGCCUCGCUCCGUGGUCUCCUAUAACGGGUUCCUGGCUUGCCCUUCGUCCCACCCGAACUCCUACAUACCGGACUACGCUUGGCCGCGUUCUGCCAACAACAGAUCUGGAGAUCUUGCAAAAGUUGGAAAAUCUUUCGAGAUGCGGACCUCGGCGCUGAUCUGUCUUAUUCUCGUGGCAUCGAGGCUGAGGGAGUCGCGAUGCGGGCCGAGAUACCCUUCGAAGGCGGCCGAAUUGUUCAGGACGAAGGGGGAGGGCUUGAGGGGGGUGCGAGCGGAGGGGUCGAUCAUGGCAACCCCGAGCCCGCUGCGCCACGAGACGACGAGGGCCGACUCGGUGUUUCGGGACGGAGACGGGCCGAGGAGGAUAAGCAAGGAUGACUACACGACGACCGAGGAGGACGAGUCGAGGAACGGAUUCGAGGCGUCCACGUUCAAUCCGGACGUGUUGAACAAGUUUCUGGAGGAGUACGCGAGCAAGAUCAAGGGAAGCACCGAGAAGUACCAGAGGUAUCCGUUCAGGAUCGUCAAGCCUUCCGAGCCGCUCCCCCUCGAGGUCGACGAGCAGCAGACCACCGUUCGAUCGCCGAUCAUCGAUCAUCAAGAACAAAAUACCAAGUACGAAGAGGAGGCGAUCAAUUCCACGUCCACCGAGGAUGGAUUGGCCGGCAUUCUAAACGACACGAUAAAGAGGAACAAGUAUUACGGGGCGAACUCGUACGACGACAGGAACGGUUGGGUCACGUUGGAGGCGAUACCGUGGUCCAAGAGCAAGAUAUCCAAAUGGCAAGCGACCCCGAGCACGCAACGGCCGUGGCCCGAAGUGAAUAAACCGUGGGAUAAACCCGGCAAACCUUGGACCUCCGAUUAUUCCGUCAGACCCAUCUACGAGAACAACAAACCAUGGUACGAGAAGCCGAAGCCGAGCUGGCCGGAGAACGGUCAGAACGACAAGCCCGCGUGGCAGAAGCCCAACCGACCGAGCCCUUACUACACGGAGAAACCGGAGGAGACCCAGGCACAGAAGUGGCCACCGGAGAGGCCCUCUUGGAACAAGUACACGGACCGUCCGAGCCUCAACACCGAUAUAAUUACGGACAAUAGGCCGGCCAAUUUCCCGAGCAAUUGGAACAGGCCGCAACCGACGAAACCGAGCUACCAAUAUCUGGACAGGUAUCCGGAUAAAUAUCAGGGGGAGGAGGGGAACGAUUGGCACGAUUUUCCGACGAGGCUCGAGGAUCGUCCAACGCCGAGGCCGACCACCACCGAGAGGCCGACCGCCUUCUCCCAUUAUCAAUACGUGAACAAUCAUCCGCAGAGUUAUCCCGGGAACGGGGACGGCCAGUGGGUGCUGCUCUCUACCAACAGGGGCUAUUCCAAGUCCAGGCAGAGGUCGAUAAAGAUAGACUCGAUUGGCCAAGUGGGGAACGUUACGAGGGACGUGGGCAGAAAGGAGGAGGAAGCUGAUCCAGCGGUAGCUGUGAUGACGUCGAAGAGACAGAUUGACGGUGUUACCGUCGAUCAACGGCACGAAUACGACCACUUCUCACGGGGGCCUUCUGGAAGUAGAGAAGACGUUCAAGAGCGUGGACCAGAGCCAAAAGGAGUACGAGAUGGAAAGGCAACCGUUGUUAUCGACCAUCCUGAAAAAGAGACCCAUCAGAAACACGUUGGGAAAUAAGGCGUCCAGCUCUGCUGUUCUAGCUGCUGUCAGUGCCGGGAUACUACCGGCAACAAUGGCAAUGAUGAUACCGAUGAUUCUUGGUCGUCGAAAGAGGGAUCUAACGACUUCGGGAUUGGGCCUGUUCGAUCACGAGACUAUGAUAAAGAAACUGAUCCCGGGAAACAAAGUAUUUGACAAUUCGUAGAAACGAAGAAAUGGAGACAAGAUUUAGAAAAAAAAAAAAAAAAUAGGCACAACUUUUGAAAUAUAUAAAAAUGAAAUUAGCAAAUUAUUAAUGUUUAAGAAUAUUGAUGGUGUACAUGACAAAUCUGUAUAGUUUUAAGUCUAUCUAUUCUCUUAUUUACAUAUAUCGAUCGAUACAUACGGAUUCGUUUGGCAACGAGUUUAAUCGUUAAUCGUUUCGUCGAAAAACAAAUGUGUUCUACAGAUAGGAAAAAUAGAUUUUUAUUACAAGUUUCUUCAUAUAUUUAUACACAUGUCAGGAUAACACGUAGACAUUUAUCUUAUUUAUUAUUUAUUUAUUUAUUUAUAUAUAUUUAUAUAUAUAUAUAUGUAUGUAUUUAUACUUUACAUUUCGAUGCUCGGUCUGAAUACUCAAUAAAAGGCAUAAAUAUAUCGACAGAUACCGAUCGAAACAAAAGAAUCGUUCGAAAAAUAAA
Apis mellifera (honey bee) is the source of this 3049-nucleotide messenger RNA. RefSeq lists its product as uncharacterized. The transcript is spliced from 7 exons. NCBI's taxonomy places the organism in Eukaryota, Metazoa, Arthropoda, Insecta, Hymenoptera, Apidae. The record is from RefSeq and is a predicted model, not a curated record. The coding region runs from base 849 to 2387 and encodes 512 amino acids.